Carassius carassius (crucian carp) is the source of this 832-nucleotide messenger RNA. Its product is annotated as alpha-crystallin B chain-like. The coding region runs from base 216 to 725 and encodes 169 amino acids. NCBI's taxonomy places the organism in Eukaryota, Metazoa, Chordata, Actinopteri, Cypriniformes, Cyprinidae. Gene Ontology annotation, molecular function: protein folding chaperone; structural constituent of eye lens. The transcript has 3 exons. Gene Ontology annotation, biological process: protein refolding; response to heat. The record is from RefSeq and is a predicted model, not a curated record.
UAAAUACAGAGAGUGAUGGUUGGAAGAGGGGACGGGGUGGCAAGGACAGUGGGAGGGCUGAAGUGAAAGAGGCAAAGCAGGCAAACAGUUUACAUCAUUAUUCCAGAAAGAUCCACCGCUGACUCGUGUGCCAGGGGCCGUCGGUGCUGCUCUAUUUAAGUGCGCAGGCAGAAGAGGCAGCAGUUUUCUGAGUGCUGCUAAAGCCCAGACACAAAAUGGACAUCGCCAUCCAGCAUCCCUGGUUCCGUCGCUCCUUCUGGCCAUCCCUCUUUCCCAGUCGGAUCUUUGACCAGCACUUUGGAGACCCCAUCUCUGAGGCCGAAAUGAUCCCCUCUCUGUAUUACCCACGACCUUCCUUUUUCCGCUGGCCAAGCUGGGUGGACAACAGCCUUUCUGAGAUGAAAAUGGAAAAGGACCAUUUCUCCCUAAACCUGGAUGUCAAACACUUUAAACCAGAGGAGCUGUCGGUGAAAAUCAGUGGAGAUUUCAUUGAAAUUCAUGCUAAACAUGAGGAUCGACAGGACGAUCACGGUUUUAUCUCACGGGAGUUUCUAAGAAAGUAUCGUGUCCCUGCUGGUAUGGAUCCAGCCUCUGUCACGUCUUCCCUGUCUGCGGAUGGGGUUUUAACCGUGACAGCCCCUCGCAAACACACUGAGGGCCCAGAGCGCACCAUUCCCAUCACCCGUGAAGACAAGGCCGCCGUGGCUGGGUCUCAGAAGAAGUAAAGCUGCUAGACUUCCAUGUUUCAACUUUAUGUCCUUGUCUUCUUCCUGUUACAUUACAAGGGAAUAACUUAUUAGCUUUUCCUGACAGGCCAAAACUUAUGCUGUCU